Molecule: messenger RNA, 1853 nt
Organism: Lotus japonicus
Lineage: Eukaryota; Viridiplantae; Streptophyta; Magnoliopsida; Fabales; Fabaceae
Product: phosphoethanolamine N-methyltransferase
Exons: 12
Coding region: 95-1594 (499 amino acids)
Biological process (GO): phosphatidylcholine biosynthetic process
Molecular function (GO): phosphoethanolamine N-methyltransferase activity
Source: RefSeq, a predicted model, not a curated record
AAAAUGUACAAUUGUUUCUAUAAAUAAGGAAGAAAGAUAGAAGGGCGAAGGAAGAAGAGCUCUUAAUUUCUCUUUUCUGUUCUUUAUCUCUGCCAUGGGUUCAGUGGUAAUGCCGCAAGGCAUGGAAGGUGUUGUAGAAGAACGUGAAGUUCAGAAAAGCUAUUGGAUUGAACAUUCUUCAGAUUUGUCCAUGGAGUCAAUGAUGCUCGAUUCCAACGCCUCCAAUCUCGACAAGGAAGAGAGACCAGAAGUACUCUCCCUUCUACCUGCAAUUGAAAGUAAAUCAGUUAUAGAGCUUGGAGCAGGUAUUGGAAGAUUUACAGGUGAAUUGGCUAAGAAAUCUGGCCAACUGCUUGCUGUGGACUUCAUUGAGAGUGCAAUAAAGAAGAAUGAAAGCAUUAAUGGACACCACAAGAAUGUCAAGUUCAUGUGUGCUGAUGUCACAUCUCCAAACUUGCAUGUUUCUGAAGGAUCCGUUGAUCUCAUAUUCUCGAACUGGUUACUUAUGUAUCUUUCAGAUCAAGAGGUUGAGAAUUUAGCUGAAAGGAUGAUCAAAUGGUUAAAUGUUGGUGGAUAUAUAUUCUUCAGAGAAUCUUGUUUCCACCAAUCUGGAGAUUCAAAGAGAAAAUACAACCCAACACACUACAGGGAACCCAGAUUUUACACUAAGGUAUUCAAAGAGUUCCAUAUGAGUGAUAAUAAGGGGAGUUCCUUUGAACUUUCUCUUGUUGGCUGUAAAUGCAUUGGAGCUUAUGUCAGAAAUAAGAAGAAUCAAAACCAGAUUUGCUGGAUAUGGCAAAAGGUUAGAUCACAAGAUGAUAGGGGGUUCCAGAGGUUCUUAGAUAGUGUUGAGUAUAAUCAUAAGGAUAUUUUACUUUAUGAGAGAGUUUUUGGCCAAGGCUUUGUGAGCACUGGAGGACUUGAAACAACAAGGGAGUUUGUGGCAAAAUUGGGACUAAAGCCUGGUCAGAAAGUGCUGGAUGUUGGUUGUGGUAUUGGAGGUGGUGACUUUUACAUGGCAGAAAAUUUUGAUGUUGAGGUUGUUGCCAUUGACUUCUCCAUAAACAUGAUUUCCAUGGCUAUUGAACGAGCCAUUGGACUCAAAUGCACUGUGGAAUUUGAGUGUGCUGAUUGCACUAGUAAAACAUAUCCUGAGAACACAUUUGAUGUGAUCUACACUCGUGACACCUUGUUUCACAUCAAAGAUAAACCAGCACUUUUCAGAUCAUUUUACAAAUGGUUGAAGAUUGGAGGUACGCUUUUGAUUACGGAUUACUGCAAAAGUGGUGGAGAUCUAUCAUUAGAAUAUGCUGAGUACAUAAGAAAAAGAGGAUAUUAUAUCCAUGACAUGAAAGCAUAUUGUCAGAUGCUUGAGAAUGCUGGAUUUGAUGAUGUGAUUGCAGAGGAUCAAACAAAUUUGUUCAUGAAAACUUUGCAACAGGAGUUACUUGGCAUUGAGAACAAGAAGGAAGAUUUCAUUGAUGACUUCUCUGAGGAAGACUACACUGAAAUUAUUGAAAGAUGGAGGGCUAAGCAGAUGAGGGGUGCAGCUGGUGAGCAGAUAUGGGGAUUGUUCAUUGCCAAGAAAAAAUAAUGCUUCAUUCUAUAAUGAUGUCUUGUAAUGACUAUCUUUAGUUCAGUGUGAACAGUUUUCUAAAUAAUGGUUUAGAUAAGUAUUCUUGUUAUAAAGUAUUUGUGUGUUGUAGCAGAAGAUGAAGGAAACAUUCUAUGCAUCCUCUUGUAUUUGAAUGUGAUGCUGACUAAUUAAUAUGGCUUCUGUUCAAAAUGUUUUUGGUUGGUUUGACACGUUUCCACCUUUGAAAGUAGUUAUUAAUUAGUGCAGUGUAUGGAAA